CUCGGCAGAGGGCGCCACGGUCGUCGCCGCUUGCGCUGCCGCAGCUCUGACAGAAAGCACCGCAGACUCGGCCGCAGCAGCAGGGCCAUCGCCAUGUCCACCCUGAUCGUCACCCAGGCGCCCUUCCUCGCACCCCUCGACACCCUGAAGCAAAGCUCCCAGAGCUGCGAGGCGAUGAGCUACGAAUCGAGUGACUCUGGCUGCUCGUCUUCGUCGUCGCUGACCUCUGAGGACCCGCCAUGCAUCGCCCUGGUCGACGAGGACGACAAGCAACAACGUCUGGCAGUGCUGAGCUUCGAACAGGUGCGGCGUCUCGACACCGUCAUGCAGCAGGUGGUGCAAGUGCACGGCCGCGGUAACUUUCCGACGCUUGAGGUGCGCCUGCGCGAUCUCGUCAGCGUCGUGCGCGCCAAACUCGAAGCCGACGACGUACGCGUCAGGGACAUCCGCCUCAACGGCGGCGCUGCGUCGCACGUGCUCGCGCACGAUGCCCAGACCUACAACGACCUCGACCUGAUCUUCGCAGUUGACCUGCCGUCCGCUCGCCAGUUCGAAAAGGUGAAGCAGGCCGUUCUGGCUUCGCUGCUGGAGCUUCUGCCCGACGGCGUUAGCCGCAAGCGUAUUUCCACCUGCUCCCUGAAGGAGGCCUACGUCGGCAAAAUGGUCAAGGUUAACGAAGCAGGCGAUCGCUGGUCCCUAAUCUCUCUUGGACACGGCAGCAACGUCGAGCUCAAAUUCGUCGACUCGAUGCGCAGGCAGUUUGAAUUCUCCGUCGACUCGUUCCAGGUGGUGUUGGACUCGCUGUUGCUGUUCUACAAGUGCAGCGACCUGGCGAUGUCAGAUAACUUCUACCCGACCGUGGUGGGCGAGUCCGUGUACGGCGACAUCCAGGAGGCGCUGCACCACUUGCACAAGAAGCUGAUCGCGACACGACACCCUGAGGAGAUCCGCGGCGGCGGUCUGCUCAAGUACUGCCACCUGCUGACGAGGAACUACCAGCCGGAGCGGCCACAGCAGAUCAAGACGCUGCAGCGGUACAUGUGCUCGCGCUUCUUCAUCGACUUCUCAGACGUGGUGAGCCAGCGGAGCAAGCUGGAGGCCUACCUGAACAACCACAUUGCCAGCGGCAUCGACCAGUACAUCUACCUGCAGCAGCUGUACAGCGUCGUCAACGAGUCGACCGUCUGCCUGAUGGGCCACGAAAGGCGCCAGACGCUGGCGCUGAUCGAGGAGCUGGCCCGCCAGGUGAUGGCGCCGCCCGUCAUCUACUACCAACCGUGGCAUACGUCCUGAGUGCGCAUCCGCAUCCUCAGCUGAACUCGGCGCGCCAUUGCUGCCGCUGAGCUGAAGAUGUCACUCUGAAAAUUGUGCGAUAACAAAAUUCAUGGACGAUUCGAACAAGGUUUUUUUCUGUCUCUCCGUGCAGACCGAGAAUUCUAUAUUACACGCGAUGUAUAGAGAUAUAUAUAUAUAUAUUAUAAUUAUAUGAAUGAAACAAAAAUACAUUCCCCUAAAAAGGCUGUGACCGGCACAAGGACUGCAUUUACAGCACAACACCGAUCUCCGCUGGCUCCUCCAAGUACAACGCAGCGCCGCCCGCUGUCUCUUCGCUCUCGAUCGUCGUGCGCGUCGUUCGUCCGUCAGUGUGUGCGUCAGUGUCUCUAUCGUAGGUUUAAGCUGCACUCUAGCUCUAAUUGCGCUCUUGCACUCCUUCUCGGCGGGGAACGGCAUUUGACAAACGACGAAGGCACGAGGCGGUGUCGUCGACAGAGAUUCGAUCAUAUUUAUUUUAUAAAUGUUUCGUAUUUCAUAUUGAAGUGUGUGCUAUGCCGGUUGCACACUUUUUCCGAUUUAGGGGGUUGCUUAUUGCAACAGUUCGUGAAACGAAGAAAAAUACAAAAAAAUAAAUAUAUAAAUUUUUAAAAAAUCUACAAAAAAAUUACCCGAUUUUUUGGAAUGCCGUUCCCUGCACAAAUUUGAAGAUCCGACUGUGUAAAUACAUAUGUACGUGCGCGCGCGCGAGUUUUGUGCUGCCCUGUUGCAUCUUUCUUACUUAGUCGUCUCUCAGACUCGCAUGGGACGGUCGACCGUAUUUACCACACAAGAACACAUGUGCAUAUACCAUUUAAAUAAUUCAACACACAUUUAACCAUAUUAAUCGCUAACGAUGCGCUGCUGUCUGUGUCAUCAAAUAUCAAUAAACUACAGCAUACAGAUCAAA
Molecule: messenger RNA, 2221 nt
Organism: Cloeon dipterum
Lineage: Eukaryota; Metazoa; Arthropoda; Insecta; Ephemeroptera; Baetidae
Product: terminal nucleotidyltransferase 5C
Exons: 4
Coding region: 94-1293 (399 amino acids)
Biological process (GO): mRNA stabilization
Molecular function (GO): poly(A) RNA polymerase activity; RNA binding
Source: RefSeq, a predicted model, not a curated record